AUGUCAGGCAAUGACCGCGAACAAGUCUUUCCAACGCGCCAAUCCCUCGGCCUAAUGAAAUCCAAGCUCAAAGGCGCCCAAACAGGCCACGAUCUCCUCAAACGCAAAUCCGAAGCCCUAACCAAACGUUUCCGCGAAAUCACCAAGCGCAUCGACGACGCCAAACGCAAAAUGGGCCGCGUCAUGCAAAUCGCCGCCUUCUCCCUCGCCGAAGUCACCUAUGCCGUGGGUUCCAAUUCCGUGGCCUAUCAAAUCACGGAGAGUGCCAGGAGUGCCAAGUUUCGGGUUAGGACCAAGCAGGAGAAUGUCAGUGGUGUGUUUCUACCGGCUUUUGAGAGUUUUCAAUUGGAGGGGACGAGUGAAUUUGGGAUGACGGGGUUGGGGAAGGGCGGGCAGCAGGUGCAGAAGUGUAGGGAGACUUAUACGAGAGCUGUGGAGACUUUGGUGGAAUUGGCUAGUUUGCAGACUGCGUUUGUUAUUUUGGAUGAGGUUAUCAAGGUUGUGAAUCGGAGAGUUAAUGCCAUCGAACACGUCAUUAUCCCCCGAACGGAGAACACGAUCAAGUACAUCAACACGGAAUUGGAUGAAUUGGACCGAGAGGACUUUGUGCGACUGAAGAAAGUCAAGGGUUUCAAGGAAAAGGCCGCGGCGGAAGAGGAGCUGUUGCGCAAGAAGAAAGCCGCCAAGGAAAUGGCUGUCGAGGCUGAGGCUGAUAAGGAGAAUGAUGGGGGAGAGUCGAAGAAUAUGCUGGAAGAGGGAGAAAAGGAUGAGGAUGUCAUCUUUUAG
Messenger RNA from Ramularia collo-cygni, 786 nucleotides. RefSeq names its product probable vacuolar ATP synthase subunit D. Gene Ontology annotation, biological process: vacuolar acidification. Gene Ontology annotation, cellular component: fungal-type vacuole membrane; vacuolar proton-transporting V-type ATPase complex. The transcript has 3 exons. Lineage: Eukaryota; Fungi; Ascomycota; Dothideomycetes; Mycosphaerellales; Mycosphaerellaceae. The record is from RefSeq and is a predicted model, not a curated record. Gene Ontology annotation, molecular function: proton-transporting ATPase activity, rotational mechanism. Bases 1 to 786 code for a protein of 261 amino acids.